This is a messenger RNA of Lactuca saligna, 1348 nucleotides long. The record is from the annotation of a GenBank genome assembly. NCBI's taxonomy places the organism in Eukaryota, Viridiplantae, Streptophyta, Magnoliopsida, Asterales, Asteraceae.
AUGGUAGGUGGUUGUGUAGUCGUUGGCCUGAGUUUGGCUGGUGAGACCGAUAGGGUGAGCAUCGGAACAGGGUACCCGCUUUCGGAACCAAAACUGCCUUGGAAUUGCUGGUUUCGGAAUCGAAACCGCCUUAAGCGGUUCUGGUUUUGGAUCCUAAAUUCUUGGAACCGCUUAAGCGGUUCCAGUUCUCAUUUUUUUGGAACCGCUACCCGCCGGUGGUUACUCGGAACCAGAACUGGAACCACCAGUUUCAGUUCCGGUUCCAAAAUAUUAAGAACCGAUAUCAUCGGUUCCGGUUUUGAUUCCAACAUCUUAGGAACCUCCGGUUUUGAUUCCGGUUCCGAUUCCAGUUUCGUCAAAUUUAACCGGUUAGCGGCAAGAACGAAACAAUCGAUGUCUCACUUUGGCCGAUCAGGACCGCCGGAUAUUUCCGACACCUACUCUCUCCUCAUUCUUAACAUUAGUUUCCGGACGACGGCUGACGAUCUGUUCCCGCUUUUUGAUAAGUACGGAAAGGUUGUUGAUAUUUUCAUCCCCAAAGAUCGAAGGACUGGUGAUUCUCGUGGCUUUGCGUUCGUUCGUUACAAGUAUGCAGAUGAAGCAGAGAAGGCAGUAGAUAGGCUGGACGGAAGAGAAGUUGAUGGCCGAGAAAUCACAGUUCAGUUUGCAAAAUAUGGACCCAAUGCAGAAAGGAUUCAUAGAGGAAGGGUGAUUGAUAAGUCUCCCAGGGCAAGAGGCAGGUCCAGAAGUCGUAGUCCUAGACAAAGAUACCAUGAUAAUUAUUAUAGGGACAGGGACAGGGAAUACAGGAGAAAAAGGCGCAGCAGGAGUUGGGAUAGGAGUGAGUGACAGGUGAUAAAAGGUGUCCUCUUUUGAAGGCAUGCAUGUUGGUAGGAAGGAUGGGAUCCCUCCAUGAUUAUAGUGAUUUGUAGGAGGAGUUAUGAUCGGGAAAAGAAUAAAGAAAGAUAGAUUGGGGUUGAUGGCUAUGAUGAUGAAAAAUGUUACCUGUUGUUCCUUCUGGGGAAACUGAAUCAGAGAAGAUCCAUUGGAAGCAUAUAGCCGAAUACAAUCAGUACAAUUCCAAAAGAUUACGCAAAGGACAUGCACUUAUGAAAUAUAUAGAGAAUCAUUCCCUCUAACAGAAAAUCAUAGCUAUUCCAUUUGUCAAUCUCCACGUGGUUUAGGCCUCCUCUUGUAAACUUUCAACUCACAUGGUCCAUUGGGCUGAUCCAAAUCAUUGGGCUCAAAAGCACUUUCCUUAUCCGUUUCAACUUUAUUUAAAUUUUUGAAUACAGUAACAUGCCAGAAAUAUAUUUUUUUAGCGCAAAAAGUUAAAACAAUGUUGCAC